Messenger RNA from Oryzias melastigma (Indian medaka), 2482 nucleotides. RefSeq names its product wingless-type MMTV integration site family, member 4 (gene wnt4). The transcript has 6 exons. The record is from RefSeq and is a predicted model, not a curated record. Bases 554 to 1771 code for a protein of 405 amino acids. Gene Ontology annotation, biological process: neuron differentiation; cell fate commitment; canonical Wnt signaling pathway. Lineage: Eukaryota; Metazoa; Chordata; Actinopteri; Beloniformes; Adrianichthyidae. Gene Ontology annotation, molecular function: frizzled binding; cytokine activity. Gene Ontology annotation, cellular component: extracellular region.
CGUGCGUGCGUGCGUGGCGGCGGACAGGGCAGCAGCGGUGAGUGGCUGCGCCUUUUGCAUCCUCCUCGGAGAUCUCUGAAACACGCGCGCGCGCUGAGCACCUCCGCACACUUUUAACCCGCCUCUUUCACUCCCCGCAGCCAUACCUCCAUCCUCGCACCGCCCCUCCAACUAAAGGCAGCGCACGCAGCUCCUGCUCCACCACAGUCACGGAGGUAGGCGCCGUGUGUGAGGAACCGAGGCGCGUCUUUACGCUUGGAGUGUGUACGCGCGCGUCUGGCGCAGAGAAGCCACGGAGUCCCGCUGGGAGCUUUCAGGGGAGCGGCCGGUUUGGGAUCUGAUUGGAGCAGGCAAAAACCGUUUUGGCUGAUUUCUCUUCAGGGUCGCUUUUGCGCAUCUGAAGAAAACAACAACUGAGCUCAAACAAAAACAAACAGGUUUAUUUUUGUUUUCCUUUUUACUGUUGACACUUUCCUCCAAAUCCACCUUCUCGGCGCGCCUAGACAGAGAAAGGGACGGGAAACCCGCGCGGAGCUGCGCGCCUUCCCGGUGGAUGCGCAACGAUGGAUUAACAUCCUCCUCUGGAUUCCCCCGCUCCCCUCUUUCACUCCCUCCACCUCAGACGCGGGCCCCUUCUUCUCCUCAUCACCUCCGCUCUUGGAUUAUCCAAAAGUCCCACCACCUUCCUUCCACUCAUCCACUUCUCGAGAUGACCGGGGAACAUGUCCUGCGGUGCGUCCUGAUGCUCUGCUGCGCGCUCCUCUCAGCCAACGCCAGUAACUGGCUGUACCUGGCCAAGCUCUCAUCGGUGGGAAGUAUCAGGGACGAGGAAACGUGUGAAAGACUUCGAGGCCUCAUCCAAAGACAGGUUCAGAUCUGUAAGCGUAGCGUGGAGGUGAUGGAUGCAGUCCGCAGAGGCGCUCAGCUAGCUAUCGACGAGUGUCAGUUCCAGUUUCGCAACCGCCGAUGGAACUGCUCCACGCUGGAGACUCUGCCUGUGUUCAGCAAAGCCAUCACCCAGGGCACCCGGGAGGCGGCCUUUGUGUAUGCCAUCUCAGCAGCCAGUGUGGCAUUUGCGGUCACAAGGGCCUGCAGCAGUGGAGAGCUGGAAAAAUGUGGCUGUGACCACAAUGUUCAUGGAGUCAGUCCAGAGGGUUUCCAGUGGUCCGGCUGCAGUGAUAACAUUGCUUACGGAGUGGCCUUUUCUCAGUCCUUCGUUGAUGUGAGGGAGAGGAGUAAAGGAGGCCAAUCCUCCAGUCAGGCCCUCAUGAACCUGCACAACAAUGAGGCCGGGAGAAAGGCCAUCCUGUCCAACAUGCGUGUUGAGUGCAAGUGUCACGGAGUGUCUGGGUCCUGUGAGGUCAAGACUUGCUGGAAAGCCAUGCCGCCAUUUCGCAAAGUGGGCAAUGUAAUCAAGGAAAAGUUUGAUGGUGCCACCGAGGUAGAGCAGCGCAAGGUGGGCUCCACCAAACUCCUGGUGCCCCGCAAUUCCCAGUUUAAGCCGCACACAGACGAAGACCUGGUUUACCUGCAACCAAGUCCAGAUUUCUGCGACUACGACCCGCGCACGCCGGGCAUGCUGGGGACCGUGGGCCGCCAGUGUAACAGGACAUCUAAAGCCAUCGAUGGCUGCGAGCUGAUGUGCUGCGGCCGUGGCUUCCAGACACAGGAGGUGGAGGUGGUGGACAGGUGUAGCUGCAAGUUCCAUUGGUGCUGCUAUGUCAAAUGCAAAAAGUGUCGCAAAAUGGUGGAGAUCCACACAUGUCGGUGAUGCAAGUGGGGGCGCAGAGGGGACUGCUGACGGACAGAACCGACGCCUGAAGCUCCUCCCUCUAAAACUUCUUGUUCUCCUGCUUUUCAAACCAUCCUACCCUACGACAAACACUAACAGCCUGAGUUGCUAGGUGGUUGUUCCUUCCAUUUUGAAGAUCAUGGCUAUCAGUAAAUGAAACGUCAGGCUGAUCGUCGCCAGUAUGAGGACAUGUUUUACUUCCUGUCUGUCUUAUGCUCAUAUCGGGUUAGUCACUGAUGUUUUUUGUGUGUUUUUGUAAUGUUUAACUUAUUUGCUGAGACUGAGGACAAAAUUAAGGAAAGAAUGGCUAUGCAUAAACUGGACCUAUAGCUUAGCAGUUGAAGGUGGGGUUGGAUGGAGGAGCUGGGGUCAGGAGGUGGAUCGUCUGCCCUCUGUGCUUGAUGUCGCUGCUGCUGCUAUUGCUGCUUUGGGGACUCGAUUGAAGUGCUGGACGUUGAAAAAGGAGGAAAAAGAAAAACAGCUGCCAAACAUGUGGUUUUUCUGCGUACAAGACUAUGCUCCACAGAGGACCAGCACAGCUGUUUCUCCCCUACCAUGCCCUGAUGCUGCUCACUUCUCAAGCUCACAGUCCUCCUCUGCCAAGGAGGAUGAUGUUGGACAAAGCCACUGUAGGCUCUUCUUUGCCUUUUCUAAUCACACAAAUAAACACAAUUAGCGAACAACACUGUA